AUGAAGUGUAUUGUGGCGGGGAAGCCUGCUAUCUGGCAAGGAUUCUACAAUGAGUAUUGCUUUACCCAAGGAAGAUUUCAAAUUGUGGAUGAUGCAUCAAACAGCCCGAAUGCUUUCGUCCCCGUUGGAUUUGCAGACUUCUUCGUCCGGAACUUUCAAUGGAUGCCUUACUUGUUCAUUCUUCAACUGGUUCUCUUCGCAAUUCCAAAAUGUGCAUGGACAGCUUUUGCUUUAUCAUUCAAAAAUGUUAAUCAAACCGUCUCGGCGAUUUCACAGGCUCGUUGCAUAAAAUCAUUGAAAGGUGAAGAAAGAAUGAAAGAAGUUGAAGCAAUUUGCGAGUUUUGCUGCGCAGUCUUGGAUCUCCACAAGAAAGACGACGCUGCUUACAAGGUCAAC
Messenger RNA from Mesorhabditis belari, 396 nucleotides. The record is from the annotation of a GenBank genome assembly. Lineage: Eukaryota; Metazoa; Nematoda; Chromadorea; Rhabditida; Rhabditidae.